Messenger RNA from Coregonus sp. 'balchen', 6987 nucleotides. Lineage: Eukaryota; Metazoa; Chordata; Actinopteri; Salmoniformes; Salmonidae. The record is from the annotation of a GenBank genome assembly.
UUGCACGCUGCUGACGUGUAUGUAGGGAAGUAGAAAGCUGGCUACCUAGCUAGCUAACAACUUUAGCGUUAUUUUUAUUAGAUAUGUGGAGCCAGUAACAGCUCAUAAUGGGAAUAAUAGCCAACUAAUUCAAAUAAUUGGCAUUAGAAGAGAAAUCGGAGGAGAUUACACAGGUAGAGUUUGCUACACAUGGGUUUGCAAGACCUCAAAUACACUAGCAUCCACUACCCAGUGUACUAUUCAUCCUCAAGUAGCUAAUGCUAAUGGUUGGCUGGCAUGCUAACAGCUUAGAUGACGAGCUAGUUAGCUAGAUAAACUGUCUUUUUCAGAUUUAUUGUGCAGUGAUAAUUGCUAAGAUUUGAAGUUAUGUAGCUAGAUAGCUAACAAGACUUCGCGAGGGGAUGUUUAGCGAGCUAUCAUUAAAAGAACAAAACCUGUUCUAGUUAGUUAGCAAACGAUGUAGCAAGCGCAUUAGGCUUGCCAGGCAGAAGAUACCAUCCCUACCGUUACUCUUGUUCACACUGAGGUCGUAACGCAAGCAUGGUUACAUUAAGCCACCUUGGAGUCUGCGCGAGAUAUGGGUCGGAAAACGUACCUCAUUGCAGGGAUGGGAUAUGCCACUGUACUCCAAAUGUUACUUUUAUCCACACUACUCCAUCGAGAAGAUUGAAAUACUGCCAGUUUUCCCAGAAAACUGCACCUUUCGUCCUCAUGCUAGCUAGCAGUAGCCACCGCAGCCAUUUUGGAAUAGCAGUGUCAGUGUCAAUUAGCUCCUUUGUUGGCUACUGCUAGCUAGCAUGAGGACGAAAAGGGCAGUUUCCCAGGAAAACUAGCAGAAUUUCAAUCUUCUCAAUGGAGCAGUGUGGAUAAAGGUACAAUUUGGAGUGGGUGGCAUAUCCCAUCCCUGCUUUGAGGUAUGUUUUCCGACCAAUACCUUGCGCCGGCUCCAUAGUGUCUUAAUGUAACCAUGAUUGUGUUCCGGCCUCAGUGCAGCUCAGUGUAAACAAGCGUAAUGGCAGGGUCAGUAUCUUCUGGCAAGCAUUAGGAUAGCUUUCAGUAGAAUUCAAACUGACUUUCUGUCCAGUGAGGCGAUAGUGGCUGCUAGAUCUGCACCAUCGCUAGGAUUGAUGUGCAUUCCCAGUAAAAUACUUGUGUCCCCCGUACAUAAAGCAUCCUCCAUUCAGGCUGCAAAGGCAUCAUUUUCAUUUUCAACUAGCUUUAAUCGCGAGGCGCCGAAAAAAAACGGGAAAAAUAUGUGUACUGUUUUAAUAUACAAUUUCCCGCCACCAUUUUCGGACAACUUAGGAUGUUGCACACCGAGUUCAGCCAAGGGUGUGCAACAUCCUAAAUUGUCCGACAUUUUUAUUUAAUUUCUGGCUUCCCACGGAUUGUUUUGUGCAACCCAAUACAAUUGAAAGCAACGCUUGUGUAUGUAAAUACACCCACAUUGCUAAAAGCAAGGAUCUAGCUACUGUUGUGUAAUUAUUGUUUUUUGUCUUGUAUUUUGAGUUGUUUUCUCAUGCAUCUGUUUCUAUAGAGAAGGAAUUUGCCGUGAAGUGGAUUGAUACCUUCAAGAGCCAUGGGCAAACGGAGGAUGCCAGACCUGUAUAGGGCCCCCUUCCCCCUCUACACAAUCAAAGUGGACCCCAAAACAGGAUGGGUGAUCACUGCAGGAGGGGGAGGCGCUUCCAAGACGGGCGUAAAGAAUGCAGUGGUAAGCUACUGAAUGUUUAGGUGAUCAUGUAAUGGUUCUGCUCUAUGGGCACAAUCUCUACAUUUCUAAUCUUUUCUCUGUCUUCACGCCCUUUUACAUUGCGUGUAUUCUAGAAGUGUGAAAAUGCGGAAACAUUAUAGACAAUGUGUGAUUCAGCAUUUAUUUUCAUUUAAUUCAAUCUGAAUAAUGUUGUACAGUAUUUGCUAAGUUAAGUUGGGACUUUCUUUUUCAGCACUUCCUGGGUUUGGAGUUGGUAGGAGACCAGCACUGUGCCACCCUGGUGCACUCUCAUGACACAGACACGCGUGCCACCAUGAACCUGGCAUUAGGCGGGGACGUGAUCGCAGCAGGGCAGGACGGCAGCUGCAGCCUCAUGCGCUUCAGACAACGCCAGCCCAGGGGCAAGGCCGCAGCCAAAGAUGGCAAGGAAGGAACACCCCCAAAAACCUGCCAUUCACUUUUAUAAACCUCUUUAUACACAAAGUUCAAAUGAUCUUUACAGAUACAUUUACUGUAACAUCAUUCCUAUCUUACAUUUCAUCUCUUACAUCUGUGUUUCUCAAUCCUGGUCCUGGUGACCCAAAGGGCUGCACGUUAGCACUAACACACUUGAUUCAUCUAAUCAACUCAUCAUCAAACCUUUGAUUAUUUCAAUCACGUCUGUUUGUGGUAGGGAAAAAACAAAAAUGUUUGGUUCCCCAGGAGAAUGAUUGGGCAACACUGCCUUACAUUAACACAUCACUAUUCCCCUUACUCUCCAGCAGGGGGUGGCAGUGAGCAGGGCACAGCUAGGAGACGAGCUGGGAAAGGGGGUAAGGGUAGUGAGGGAACUGCUGCUGCUGGGGGUGACGUGUCCGAGAUGAAGGAUAACACCACCCAGAUCUUUGUUGACACGUUUGGGGAGGUGCAGUCGGACCUCAACCCCCAGGACCCCCUCCAGAAGUGUGUGAGGUUCAGUCCCGACCUCAGCCUCCUACUGACUGGCGGGACAGACGGACACAUCAGAGUGUGGGAGGUGAGUUGAAGUUAUGCCAAAAUGGCCGCCAUGUUGAGACUUCUCCCCAAUUGUUACUUUCCAGGUUUUGAGCUUGACUGUAAUGCCUCUGCUCUCUCACCAGUACCCCUCCUUAAAAGAGAAGUUGGACUUCAAAGCCCAUGAGGGAGAAAUUGAAGACUUGGACAUCAGUCCGAAUAACAAGGUACUAAACAGCUAAUAAGUAUAUGACCUCUGUCUGUCUGUGUUGGAAUCACAGUAAUAAAGAGGUUAUAAACAUGCUAUAACAAUGUACAAGCUAAACUGGUAAGUGUUUUCUGACCUGUGUGUUAUUUUGUGUUUCUGUGUAGCACCUUGUGACGGUGGGCCGGGACUUUGCCUGCAGUAUAUGGAGUGGCAACCAGCUGGCCAUGAGCCUCUGUUGGCAUGAGAAUAUGCCUCAGAUAGCAGCAAAGUCAUACCGCUAUAUGUCUUGCAGGCAAGCACAUACCCCUUUCUCCUACGAAUUGUCACAUACCCUGUUACAUUACCGACAUAUGGCUCUGGUCCAAUAGCCACACUAUCAUACCACCUAUGUUUUUUCUCUCUCCCGUUUAGGUUUGGAAAAGUCGAGGACCAGAAAGACGCCCUGAGGCUCUACACCGUCCAGAUCCCCCACAAACGAGACAGAAAACCUCCACAAUGCUACCUCUCGAAAUGGGACGGCAAGAACUUCCUCCCCAUGCUGACGAACCCCUGCGGCACUGAGGUCAUCUCCACCCUGGCUGUCAGGUGAGGAAGGAUGGAGAGGAUGCCUAGGAUUCAAUUAAUCUUUCCUUGAUUACGUGCAUCCUAUUUCUUCGCCCCCUUCUGAACCGUAUUGGAGAAGAAGGUCCCUCCCCUCAGACCUUCUUUUCCAGUGUAUUUUGAGAAGGUGAGGAGGAAAAUCAGAAAGGAUGUGAGGAAUUGAGCAAAGAUGAAUUGAGAAAGAGCCUUAUUUGUUCAUCUCAGAUAAGGUCGCUUAACUGCUCAUUGCAGUUAUUGCUCUGUGAUGUUACUGUGUAAUAAAUGUGUAAUAAAUGUAGGGCUGGGCGAUAUGGCCAAAAUAUCAUAUCACAAUAUUCUUCACCUUUAUGAUGGUAUUUUUUAAUAAUAAAAGUUAUACAUUUGCUUUAUGAGUUGUGCAUGACCCUAGGGUGGCUACACAUACAUUCAAAAUGAUUUCAAUGGGGCUUUCUCUAUUCUGAUUGUUUUGUACUGUUCAAUCAAACUUCAACCAAAAGUUGAUCUCAUUUGAGAUAAUUUCCACACUGCCACGUAGGGCUGCAUGAUAUGUGCAUAUUAACCAAAUAGUGCAAUUGUGAUUUGACUUGCGAUUUAGAUCAAAACACUUGGGUGAACUGUUGGAAUCAUGAAAAUAGAAUGAUUAUUCGAAUUCUACACUCACCGUAGAGUUUAUUAGGUACAUCACCCCGUUCAGGAAAAUGGAUCGCUCCUACAGACAGUGAGUCACGUGGCCGUGGCUUGCUAUAUAAAGCAGGCAGACCGGCAUAGAGGCAUUCAGUUACUGUUCGAUUGAACGUUAGAAUGGGCAAAACGAGUGACCUAAGUUACUUUUAGCGUGGUAUGAUUGUCGGUGCCAGGCACGCCGGAUCCAGUAUCUCAGAAACGGCCGCCCUCCUGGGCUUUUUUGCACGACAGUGUCUAAGGUUUACAGAGAAUAGUGCGACAAACAAAAAACAUCCAGUCACCAGCAGUUCUGUGAAACAGCUCGUUGAUGAGAGAGGUCGAAGGAAAAUGGCAAGACUCGUGCACGCAAACAAACAAAUAACAGUGCAGUACAACAGUGGUGUGCAAAACGACAUCUCGGAAUGCACAACCCGUCGAUCCUUGUCACGGAUGGGCUAUUGCACCAGACGACCACACCAGGUUCCACUCCUAGCAGCUAAAAACAAGAAGAAGCGGCUCCAGUGGCCACGCGAUCACCAACAUUGGUCAAUUUGAGGAGUGGAAAAACAUGGCCUGGGCUGACGAAUGCUGUUGUGUCAUGUUGAUGGCAGAGUCAGGAUUUGAUGUAAGCAGAAUCCAUGGAGCCAUCCUGCCUGGUGGUGUACUGGUGUGGGGUAUUUUUUCCUUGUACACGUUAGGUCCCUUAAUACCAAUUGAGCAACAAACGUUUCCGACACCUUGUAAAAUCCAUGCCCAACGAUUUCAGGCUGUUCUGGAGGCAAAGGGGGUCCAACACGGUACUAGUUGGGUGUACCUAAUAAACUGUCCGGUGAGCGUAUAGUUAGAAUAUAAUAGUGGGCACAUUGAAUACAGUGUUUGACAUGACAACGUAUGAGAAAGCCAGGGAGGCGUUCAUAGAAUUUAAGAAUUUGAAUACUAAUAGGAGGCGUUAUUGUGACGGGGUAGGAACCAAAGUGUUGGUCAGUGUUUCCCAGGGGAGUGGAACCCUAUAAUCUUUGGCUGUAUUACAUGUUUCUCUUACUUCAUGUAGCUAGCUAACAUAUGCUCUCUGAUUUUAAUAGACACUGUUGCACAAACAACCUGCUGAUUUAAGCCUACACCAGCACUGGUAUCAGGCUGUAUUAGCUAGCUACAUUUGCUCUAACUCAGUACAGUUAUUAGCUAGCCAGCUAACAAGCGAUUAGCAUUAGUGUCUAACACGAUUAUUUUAGCCACAACUUGCUAAGAAAAGACAAACUAGCUGUUUGCUGACAGUAAGAUACACUAUUAGUUUGUGUUAUUAUAGAACCAUUAUAUUAAGAAGCAGAGUGGAAAGCAGCAUCGCUGUCAUCAACAUAUUGUUGCAUCUACUGCAUUGACCAUGCAGACUGAAGAGUGAACUGUCGGCAAAUGAUCUCGUGGUCUAACAACAACUGCGCUCCUUGAGUGACGGGGCUUGGUGAGAGAGACGACUCAAGUAGCGGAGUAAACUAUAAAAACGGAGUGGCGUAUCACAUUUUAACAAACCAAACAUUGAAAUACCAUUCUAGAAGGUAAAGUAAAAAACCAAACCGGUCUGUGCAUCAAUACCACUAUAUAGUAAAAUACGGUAUACCGCCUAGCCCUAAAUUAAUGUAAUUGUAGUAGAUAUUUGUUCUUCCCUGUUAACCAGGAGUCAAUGGCUCUUUUUUUUAAAAUUCUCGCUGUGUUCCACAGUGACUCUGGAACCUUUCUCGGCCUUGGGACAGUGACGGGAUCAGUAGCAAUCUAUAUCGCCUUUUCACUACAGGUAGACAAACACACACACACACACACACAAUAAUUAGCUGCCUUUAGGAUUAUCCCUAUGUAACUCCCUAUUUAUCUUGUCUCAUUGUCUCUGUAGAAGUUGUACUAUGUGCAGGAGUCACACGGCAUUGUGGUGACUGAUCUGGCCUUCCUGCCUGACACUCCCAAAGGCCAGAGCCUCAAAGGGAACAACGAGGCAGCCAUGUUGAGUGUGGCUGUGGACAGCCGCUGUCAGAUGCACACUGUACGCAACCGAAGUAAGUGGUGGUUGUCUUCAACAGAACCAACCUGAUUUGGUAGCAUUGAUUUAGCAUUGUGAGUAGCAUUGUGUUCUCCCUCACCCUCCUUCGUUAUCUCUCUCCCUGUAUCUCCACCAUCCCAGGAUCCUUCCCUAUCUGGAUGGUGCUGUUCUUCUGUGGCGUCAUGGUGGUGGGAGCCGUCCUGCUCCUGCAGCACCUCUUCCCAGGAUUCAUUUAGACAUUGAGAAUGGACAGAGAAUGAAAGAAUCCCAGACAGCCCUACAACCACUACCAGCCCUACGAUCAUCUUCAACAACAACUACAACAACCUCUGAGGAACUCCCCUGACGCAACUCAACCCUGGAACACGCAUCCAUCUCCUACCUAUAGUCAUCUUACCACACUUACCCAACCGUGGAACAUUUUAACCACACUUGCCCAACCCUGGACUGCAUCUACUAGAGCCAUUUACCCACUCUUAACCCAACCGUCCCAACCCAACAACAUUCCCUGCAUCAAUAUCUAUACCCUUAACCAAUAUUUGUAUCCCCCAUCCUUCCCUGUCAUCCCUGGCCUUGAUUCAGGACUGCCACCCCCUCAGUGAACCAUCUGUGCUCCUUCGACCCCCAAUUCCGCCAGACACACACCAUUUUCUUGAUCUGUAUCAAUCAGUCUUAAUCUUCUUUUUGCUUUUAAACCAUGGUGGGGAGUUAAGGCCUCAGCUUCAGAUCUAUAUCAUCAUGAAUGUGCAAGGGGUGGGGGCUUUUUAUUGUAGAUAUUUAAGAAAUAAUGUAACAUUAUAAAUAUAAUACUUAAAAAUGAUU